Blepharisma stoltei is the source of this 2171-nucleotide messenger RNA. Lineage: Eukaryota; Ciliophora; Heterotrichea; Heterotrichida; Blepharismidae. The record is from the annotation of a GenBank genome assembly.
AUGAAUAAGUUAUUUUCUCCUAGAGCUCAAACUGUAAUAUCUCCUAAAUCGACAAGGAAUUGAAAGCAAGAUAAUUAUUUUGAUACAAAUUUCACGAGCAAUUUUAAGUUUAAGUUUAUGAUAACUCUUCAAGUCCUGUACUUCCUGGCCUCAGCUUGGACCGCAGUUCUAAAUAAAGGUAGGUGGGCCGGCCUAACGGUCAAAUUAUUUUGUCCCUAGGCCCCUUGACCUCUCUGAUCUGCGCCAGAACAGCGUAGACCCAUUCUGAACCGAGACUCUUAAGGAGCCAUUAACUUCUCUCACUCAGCUCUGAUUUAGGGUCUGAGCCCUGCCCCUAACUGACAUUUUUAAUUUUUCACGGGCAAUAAUAAUUCAAAGUUCACUAUUGACAAAAUAUCUACAAGACUAUCGCUGUUCUCAUCAUCUAGAAGAAACAUUGGUUAUGCCAAAAAUGAUCAACUUGAAAAAGAAGCUGUGGCUUCAUUAGAGCAAUGAGAGCAGACACGAAAAGGAAAUGACUCUUUAACUACACUAUCAGAGGCACAGGAAAUGCUAAAGCGAAGGCUGGAUCAUAGCGAUGUCGUAGAGCAGCAUCUAUCAAUAAGAAAAGGAAAAGAUAAAAUCCCAAGCAGACCAAGCACCCAGCAGACUUCUCAUCUGCACGAAUUCAGGCAAAGUAAAAAAAUAGAGGACGAACAAUUCAAAGAAAGGUGCAGAUAUUAUAGACUGUAUGAAGAAGACUUAUCAACUCUUGCUACAAACCUUGAAAACGAACUAAAAAAAUGCAAUGAGCAAAGAGAGACUUAUAGAAAAGAUUGCUCUGAAAUGAGGGAAGAAAUGAAAGCAGUUUCUGAUGAAUUACAAAAUUGGAAAAAGGAGCUCGCUGAAACUGAGAAAAAAGAGAAAAUGAAAUUGAGGAGGCGACAAAUGGAAAUGGCCCAAUUUUUGUCUAAAAAGCAGAAUUUAAGGGAAGACACAGUAAGAAGGGAAUCUGAAGCAGCUAUCAUUAUAGAGUCUAUAACUGGAGAAAUAUCGAAAAGAAUGAAUUGGCUAAGAGAGUUAGAUGAAACAUCAUCUGACUUAAGGAAAAAAAUCCUCCAGGUAAAAAAUGCCCAAAUUCAGCACUAUACAGACCUUUUAUUAGAAGGAAAAGACACAAGAAAUGAAGGUCUCCAGUGAAUUGUAAAAGUUUUAUGAAAACUGCAAUAUAAAAUUUCAAUUGAAAAUUUCCCAUCAUUUUUAGAUUCUGAUGCAGUUAAAUUUAUAAUGCACCAGGCUGAAAAAAGUAAAGAGAUCGACAGCUAUUUGGAAACACUUAUGAGCUCUACAGGGAAGAGGCCAAGCCUUAGUAGGGCAUCAUCUAACGAUAGGUGAAAUAAUGUGAAAACGAGACUCGCAAAAAUCACGCAAAACGUUAGAGUUAAAAAACCUGAAUACAAAAUUGACAGAAAAACAAGACAAGUUAACAUUAUAUGAGAAGAUUAUGACUCAGGGAGAGCGAGUAUGAAAAGCCUUAACUCGACCACAAAUUUUGGGGAUGUAUUGGUUCUAGAGCAAAAAAUUUCUGCUCUUAAAGAAGAAUACAAACAAGAGCAGGAGCAAGAAAUAAGAAGGCUAACUCAUGAAUGCAGUGUCAACAAUUAUGAGUCUAGGUUUAGGAUAACUCUCAGAGAGCUAUUAUCUGCUAUCAUUGGUAUAGAAACUGUUGAUAAGUACAUGGUGCUAGUAAUGAAAGAGCAAAGAGACAUCGCAAGUAGUGUUCAAAACACUAAAACUUUUACUUUUAGCUCUAACUCUCCCUGUGAACGAACAAAACCAUUAGAAAAAUCCUAUGUUUUGCCCAAAAACCAACCUCUGCAAGCAAACAUAAAAAUUUUUUACGAACAACAUAUUUUAUAUACAAGUGAAUAAUAUAAUGAAAUCUCAAAAUAAUUUGUUUAAUUUUAAAUAGAUACAUUUUAAAACAUAAAUUUUACAAAUUAUAUUAAUAUUUUCUUUCAAUUAUUCAAAAAUUGGGAUUUUUUAAAUUUCAAGCAAAAAUGUUUUUACUAUAAAAUUUACAAAUUAAUUUUAUAAAAAAAAAAUAAGCCCUCUCAUGAGCGGCAAAAUUAUUUUGUUCGCUAACGGAGGUGGGUAGUAAGUGAAUCGGGUUAAGCCAAACUUCCCAGUAA